Exophiala spinifera is the source of this 1386-nucleotide messenger RNA. RefSeq lists its product as uncharacterized. Bases 1 to 1386 code for a protein of 461 amino acids. The record is from RefSeq and is a predicted model, not a curated record. Gene Ontology annotation, cellular component: nuclear pore outer ring; Seh1-associated complex. Gene Ontology annotation, molecular function: protein binding; structural molecule activity. Gene Ontology annotation, biological process: cellular response to amino acid starvation; positive regulation of TORC1 signaling. Lineage: Eukaryota; Fungi; Ascomycota; Eurotiomycetes; Chaetothyriales; Herpotrichiellaceae. The transcript has 2 exons.
AUGGGACGGUCAACGGAAUUUGUCACCGGUCACCACGACAGAGUCACAGUUCUCCACACAAAUUUCAACGGCACACGCAUUCUCACAGCUUCAAUCGACCAUCGGAUCAAAGUAUGGCAGCGCGACCCCAAGACUGGGGAGCGCACACUCAUAGACACAUUUACGGCACAUGACGCCGAUAUACGCGAUGCCAAAUUCCUUCACCCAACUCUAGGCUCUCAUAUAGCCAGCAUAGGCAACGACCUCAAAUUCCAUCUCUGGAGCGAAGAUGUCUCUCAAGCUCCCAACUCAGGCCGUCGUUUUCGUCGUACAUCGACAGUCCCUUCGACUCCACGCGUUCCCUUCGUGUCCAUGGACCUCAAGACCAUCGACAAUAUCUACACUACUUUGGCUCUGAUCGACCGCCAAGGCCUCCUGAGCAUCUAUGAACCCACCAGCCCGGACGACCUCAAGGACUGGACACUAGUCGACACGUUCAAUGUAUGCGGGUCUUCGCCACCAGCGCGUGGCGACGAAACUAGCUUCAAAGUCCGCUUCGAUCCAAAUCCGACCCCUCUCGCAUACAUGAACAGCCUCUCCGACGACCGCAGCCAAUUGAGUCUCGUGGUCAGUGUUCUCAAUGAGUUCAAAAUCUACCGCUCCGUCGUGCCCAGCGGGGACUCAUCUUCAAUUAGCGGUGCCAACGACGGUGCCAGCCACCGAGUAAUGUUUUUCGAAGCGGCGCGGUCAAGGCGACACCCGAGCCUCAUCCGCGAUGUGGCUUGGGCACCAUUCAGCGUCCGAGGAACCGACAGGAUCGUGACCGCAUGUAAAGAUGGCACGGUCCGCAUCUUUGAAUUGUCUGUCACGCAAGCGCCCGAUCGGAGCCUGACCGCGGCAGCCACAACCACAAACACCGCGACAGACGUUGCGGCACAAGGUCCUGUGCAGAAUGCGUCUACGCGACGACAGCAGCAACAGCUUCUGCAGCAGCAGCAGCAGCAGCAGCAGCAGCAACAACAACAACAACAGCAACAGCAAUAUCACCAGUCAAGUCUGACGACCGGACUGACCGGUCGAAACCCCGGCGCCAGUACAUCUGCAUUAGCCCCCUCUUCGGCGUCGAUCGCAUCAUGGGCAGCAAGAACAGGGCACGCUUUCCCUUUCCAGACCAACGUUCAGUCUUCGACUGCGCUGGACGACGCGCACACCGACGCUUGGUCCGUAUCAUUCGACGGACAAGGCCAGGUCUUGAUGAGUAGCGGAUCCGAUGGCAUCACGAAAUUCUGGAGGAAGAGCGUCCAGGACGGAAGGUGGUUGGUGUUUGCGGGACAAGAGGUUCUUGAAACGGACGCAGACACGGAAGGUGAUGACACGGACGACGGCCACGACGACGAUACCGACUGA